Loxodonta africana (African savanna elephant) is the source of this 1939-nucleotide messenger RNA. It is a transcript of the gene SLC30A10, whose product is annotated as solute carrier family 30 member 10. Gene Ontology annotation, molecular function: zinc ion transmembrane transporter activity. Gene Ontology annotation, cellular component: membrane. Lineage: Eukaryota; Metazoa; Chordata; Mammalia; Proboscidea; Elephantidae. The transcript is spliced from 4 exons. Bases 1 to 1446 code for a protein of 481 amino acids. The record is from RefSeq and is a predicted model, not a curated record. Gene Ontology annotation, biological process: detoxification of zinc ion; manganese ion transport; zinc ion transmembrane transport.
AUGGGCCGCUACUCCGGCAAGACCUGCCGGCUGAUUUUCAUGCUCGUGCUCACCGUCGCCUUCUUCGUGGCAGAGCUGGUCUCGGGCUACCUGGGCAACUCCAUCGCGCUGCUCUCCGACUCCUUCAACAUGCUCUCGGACCUGAUCUCGCUGUGCGUGGGGCUGAGCUCCGGCUACAUCGCCCGGCGGUCCAGCCGGAGCGCCCAGGCCACCUACGGCUACGCCCGCGCCGAGGUGGUGGGCGCGCUGAGCAACGCCGUCUUCCUCACCGCGCUCUGCUUCACCAUCUUCGUGGAGGCCAUUCUGCGCCUGGCCCGGCCGGAGCGCAUCGAUGACCCGGAGCUGGUGCUCAUCGUGGGCGCCCUGGGGCUGGCGGUCAACCUGGUGGGGCUGCUCAUCUUCCAGGACUGCGCCGCCUGGUUCGCCAGCUGUGGCCGGGGCCGCCGCCGCCGCCGCCAGCAGCAGUCACGGGCCGAGGGCGGCGCUUUCGGGGGGCCCCAGGGCGCGCAAAGCCGACCGCAGGCCGCCACCCCGACAGCCCCCCACGCAGACUCGGCCGUGACCCUCCGGGUGGCCCCGGCGGAAAGGAAGGAGGAGAAGGGGGCGACCGUGUUCUCAAACGUAGCAGGUGAUACUCUGAACACCCAGAAUGAACCUGAAGAAACAGUGAAAACAAAGAAAAAGUCCGAAGCUCUGAAUAUCAGAGGUGUACUUUUGCAUGUGAUGGGAGAUGCCCUGGGCUCCGUGGUUGUGGUGAUCACGGCCAUCAUAUUCUAUGUGCGUCCCCUGAAAACCGAAGACCCCUGUAACUGGCAGUGCUACAUUGACCCCAGCCUAACCGUGAUCAUGGUCAUCAUCAUUUUGUCAUCUGCCUUUCCACUCAUCAAGGAGACUGCAUCCAUCCUGUUACAGAUGGUCCCCAAAGGAGUUAACGUGGAAGAGCUGAUGAGUAAGCUGUCUAGUGUGCAUGGAGUUAGCAGUGUACAUGAGUUGCACAUCUGGGAACUUAUAAGUGGAAAGAUCAUUGCCACCCUGCACAUCAAGUAUCAAAAGGGCAAGGGAUACGAGGACGCCAAUGUCAAAAUUCGAGAAAUCUUCCACAAUGCAGGAAUCCACAGCGUGACCAUCCAGUUUGAAAAUGUGGACUUGGAGGAGACCCUGCAGCAAAAGGACUUGCUCCUGCCCUGCAGCUCACCCUGCAUCUCCAAGAGCUGUGCCAGGCAGCUGUGCUGUCCUCCCGAGGCACUGCCCCUGGGCCACGUCAAUGGCUGCGUGGAGCACAAUGGCUAUCCGACCCUAGAUGUGUAUGGAAGUGACGGCCUCAGUAAAAGAAACAUGGCGGAAGUGGCUAUUGAUGUGCCUUCGGAGGGCUAUCUAAGUGUCUAUGGACAAGCUCAUAAACCUACUCAAGAGGAAGAACAUUAUGUAAACUGCACACACUUUUAAUCUGGUACUCCCAUGACCAGACUGGGUAGACCAGGCACUUUGACCAUCAGCUUGGCUUGUGGGGAGAGCUUGGUGGGUCAUAGGCACCGGCCAAACUUGCAGUGUGCACUCUCUGUGUUCAGUGGGGGACUGCCUAUGUGUUCAGUAAGGGGCUGAAUUUUAGUGGAACAUAUCUGUUAAUUUUUAUGUGACUGGUGACCCCUUUAUGUUACUCUGGGCAUCUCACGCUGCACUUCAGCAGCUUUAGUUUGAACUUUUAUUUUCGAAAGCAAACUUCACUAGUGUACAUACCAGGGAUAUCAACGUCUGGGACUCAGUGACAGUGAGCACAGCCUUCAAAGUAGUUUUGUUUCAUUCUUUAGUUGUUUAGAACUUCUACCUGGCUCAGGUGAGCACAUAGCCUCAGUGCAUCGAAAAAAGUGUCAGAACCAUCAUAGCUAUCUUUUUCCAUUCCCCUAGGAGAUCAUAAAGCAGGAAAGUUAGAUAUUCCUGU